AUAACAUCUUGUGGCUGUGUCCACUUGGUCGGCCGGGCUGAAGCGAGGUUGAGGACCACUCCUGCUUUUAGUUCGUCAACUGUAGGAUAAGCUUGUCAUCAGCACUUGGAACCAUGUGGUGCAAAUUCAUCAAGCUCCUACUCCUUCUGGGCAUCUGCGAUUUGGGCUGGGGUGCCAUCCAGAGACCAGACUACGACGACACGGCCACGCCGGUGUUCCUCAACCCGUCCUGGAUGGCGAACAUCCCUGACGAGCGGCCCCUGUCCGAGAUCACCAUGCCGGGCACCCAUAACACCAUGGCGCUGCACGGCGGGGUCUACGCCGAGUGCCAGACGUGGAGCCUGGCGUCACAGCUGCGUGCCGGCGUCCGCUUCCUGGAUGUGCGCGUGCGCCACGUGGAGGGCAACCUCACCAUCCACCACGGGCUGGUCUACCAGCACGUCCACUUCGGCCACGUGCUGGAGGGUGUGCAAGACUUCUUGGCAAGUUACCCGAGCGAGACGGUGCUGAUGCGCAUCAAGGAGGAGCUGAGCGAGACCGACAAUAUUUACGGGGCAGUGGUGGAGCACGUAUGGCGCUACGCCCGCUGGGAGAUGUUGUGGCACAGCCGCCUGGUGCCCACCAUGGGCCAGGCGCGAGGUAAGCUCGUCAUCCUGCAGGACUUUCUCGGGCCGGACUUAGGGAUGCGCUAUGCCUCCAUGGACAUCGCUGACGACUGGAAGAAUUUCCUCUGUAUACAACGUGAUGCAGGCAUUGUCUUCCUGAAGGUUCCCACACUUCUGCACGUGGAGGAGAAGUGGCAGAGCGUCUACAAGCACCUGGAGGCGGCGCCCACAGGGAACAAGGACCAGAUCUUCCUCACAUACAGCAGCGGGACCGGCGUUUUUGCCGUGCCGAGAGCCGUGGCACAACGUGUCAAUCCUCAGCUGUACAACUACCUGAAGGCCAAGACCGACCUGAACCAGCGCUUUGGGAUAAUAUGCAUGGACUUCCCAGCUGCUCCCAUGAUUCAAACCGUCAUUGAUUUCCAGCUAAAGGCAGGAGUGGGUGCUUCCUUGGUCCAUAAGUGA
Phycodurus eques (leafy seadragon) is the source of this 1070-nucleotide messenger RNA. RefSeq names its product 1-phosphatidylinositol phosphodiesterase-like. The record is from RefSeq and is a predicted model, not a curated record. Lineage: Eukaryota; Metazoa; Chordata; Actinopteri; Syngnathiformes; Syngnathidae. Gene Ontology annotation, molecular function: phosphoric diester hydrolase activity. Gene Ontology annotation, biological process: lipid metabolic process.